Molecule: messenger RNA, 1402 nt
Organism: Oreochromis aureus
Lineage: Eukaryota; Metazoa; Chordata; Actinopteri; Cichliformes; Cichlidae
Gene: vsig8a
Product: V-set and immunoglobulin domain containing 8a
Exons: 7
Coding region: 1-1113 (370 amino acids)
Source: RefSeq, a predicted model, not a curated record
AUGUUUAAACAAAGCCGCACUCAGUUGAGAACAGGAUUUUACCUCAGCUGCCCACCCUGGCUCUCUGUGUUCUUGUUAUGUGCUGCAGUUCUCUUGAGCUCAGAGCUGGGAUACACGCAAGGCUUGCAGGUGACAUCCAAGGGCCCACAGACCAUCCGUAAGGCAGAGGGAGAGAGUGUGACUUUGGGAUGCAGCUACAAACCAAGCCCUCGUGACACUGGGGAACUUGACAUCGAAUGGUCUGUGAUCAGUCCAGACACCACACAGAAAGAUCAAAUGCUUGUAUCCUAUACCGGUGGCACUAAGUACUUCUAUGGUAACCAUGCAUUUGAAAGAGAGCUCAGCUUUGCUGCUGGUGAUCCCUCGAUGGGUGACGCUUCACUGUCGAUUGCUCUGCUGUCACCUGCUCACACCGCUACCUACCAAUGUAAAGUGAAGAAAGCACCUGGAGUGGACAUGCACAAGAUGUCACUGGUGGUAAUGGAGAAGCCGUCUGUACCUAAGUGCUGGGUGGAGGGAGGGGAACUGAUUGGCAAUCCUGUGUCUCUGCACUGCGAGUCUGCAAAAGGCUCCACUCCCUUAAAAUACACAUGGAGGAGAGAAAGAGCUGGCUCCAUCCCUGAUGGAGCCGCACAGAACAGUGUGACCGGAGAGCUGAAAAUCAGCAACCACUCAGAGAGCUUUGCAGGGAUCUACCUUUGUGAAGCAAACAAUGCUGUUGGAGUAGAAAGCUGCAUGCUGAACCUGAAAGCCAACAAACCUCCAAACAGAGCUGCUGUGAUAGUUGGCACCAUUGUUGGUUCCCUGCUCCUCAUCUUUAUCUUCCUGGUCUUCGUUGCGCUUCUGUACUGGAAGUUGAGCAGCAGACAUCGCUAUGAGAAGGAAUUAUCCAAUGACAUCAGGGAGGACGCACCACCUCCUGACAGCCGCCCCGUCAGCCGUCACACAAGCCAGAGCGCCAGUCAGCUCCCACAGGUCACUUACUGCCAGGUCGAUGGCACUGAGGUGAUGAAUGAGGGACUCAGCCACACUCCUUCCAGCACCAGCCACGGACACAGGCCGGUCAAACACACACCAGCGGAGUAUAACAGCAAAUAUGGAUAUGCAGUGUGACACUCAGAGCGAGCUGAAUUAAAGAGAAGUUUCAGGACAGUUUGAAAACUUGAAACUGAAAAUAUGCAGUAGUGGCAGUCCUGCCGAGACUUUAAUUAACCAAAUUCAAAGCUAUGCACUGUGAGGAUUUUAUGAUAACAUUGUUCAAUGUGAUUGCUUUGAGAUAAUCUUAGUAAAAGGAAGUUCUGUUAUUUGAUUGGCUUGGAUAUAUUAGAUUGUAUCAUUCAACAUUUAGGUGGAUGUCUAUAAAGCAGAUCAUCAAAAUAUGUAGCUAUAAAAGAGCACUAAU